This is a messenger RNA of Erinaceus europaeus (western European hedgehog), 1503 nucleotides long. It is a transcript of the gene HAVCR2, whose product is annotated as hepatitis A virus cellular receptor 2. The record is from RefSeq and is a predicted model, not a curated record. NCBI's taxonomy places the organism in Eukaryota, Metazoa, Chordata, Mammalia, Eulipotyphla, Erinaceidae. The transcript has 7 exons. The coding region runs from base 165 to 998 and encodes 277 amino acids.
CUCCUUGGUAGCCAGGCAUCUGGUCUACUUGACUGGUAUCUAGGAAGAGGGGCACAGUUUCCUGUGAUUACAUAGUAGGCACAGUUCUAGGAGGGGCUAAGUUCACUUGGAGAAUUACAACAGCACCUAAACAGAACUGUGCUUUGAUUUAUUCUGUAAAAUUCAUGUUUUCAUACCUAUUCUUGGAUUGUGUCCUGUUGUUGCUGUUCCUACUUUCAGGGUCUCUGGGAGGGGACUACAUCUUCAAGGAGGGUCAGAAUGCUUACCUGCCCUGCAAGUACUCUCCACCCACACCUAAAGAUGGCGUGCCUGUGUGCUGGGGAAGAGGACCCUGCCCUUUGCUUGACUGUGAAAGACUGGUGCUCAGAACUGAUGGAAGGAACUUGAGUUACCGGACAUCUUACAGAUACCAGCUAAAGGGGCGUGUCCACAAAGGAGAUGUGUCCUUGACCAUAGAGAAUGUGGCAUUAGAAGACAGUGGGACCUACUGCUGCCGGAUCCAAUUACCAGGAUUAUGGAAUGAUAACAAAAUCAACUUGAAGUUGGUUGUCAAACCAGCCAAGCUCACCCCCACCCUGACCUUGUGGAAGAACAUCUAUGCUACCUUUCCGAGGACACUCCCCACCACUGGACUCGACGCAGAGACGCAGACGUUGGUGACCAUCCACAAUGAAAAUCAGACAGGAGGUAUACUUCCUAUGUUACCAGGCUCUGAGGCAAUCUCCAAAACCAGCAUAUAUGUAGGAGCAGGGGUGUCUGCUGGGCUGGCUCUGGCUCUUAUUCUUGGUGUCUUCAUUUUCAAAUGGUAUUCACACAUCAAAGAGUCACAGAAUCUAAGCCUCAUCACUUUGGCAAACACCCCUUCCUCAGGGAUUGCAAAUGCAGUAGCAGAGGGAAUGCGCUCAGAGGAAAACAUCUACAUCAUUGAGGAGAAUGUGUAUGAAAUAGAAGAUCCAUAUGAGUAUUACUGCUCUGUUCCCCAGGGACAGCUGUCCUGACUACUUCUGAGCUGUCACCACUCAACACCAUCAGAUCCAAACACUUCAUUUCCAAGUUUGGCAUUCACUGUCUUCUUUAAAAGCUAUGGCAACCAGUAAACUGAUUUUAAAGAUUCUGUGGAUGCUGCAGAGUUUUUCCAUUUUUCUGAAGAUGAUCAGCUUCCACGGGAUUGAACUGUGAUCUACACUGACUUAACACCCAACAUUACCUCUUCAGUCCAUUCCACAGCCUCCCCCUCCCCCACCAAUUCAGAAAUUGGUCACUAGGAACAUUGGUGCUCACAUGGGCUUUUGUAGAGUGUAGGGGUUCUUAAUAUGGGGGUCUCUGGGAUUCCAGAGAAUUCUGUCCCAUGUAGUAUCCAUGAAACUCUAAAAUAGUAGAGAAAGUAUUUGCUUAUAUAUGUGUAUAUCUUCUUUUUAUUUAUUUAUUUUUUAUUUGGGCCAUAGAAAGUAUAAAAGUAUCACUGAUUUUCAACAAGACUCAUCAGUGGUUAAAAACUACUGA